Messenger RNA from Nothobranchius furzeri (turquoise killifish), 2757 nucleotides. RefSeq names its product tripartite motif containing 47 (gene trim47). Gene Ontology annotation, molecular function: zinc ion binding; protein binding; ubiquitin protein ligase activity. Gene Ontology annotation, cellular component: cytoplasm. Lineage: Eukaryota; Metazoa; Chordata; Actinopteri; Cyprinodontiformes; Nothobranchiidae. Gene Ontology annotation, biological process: protein ubiquitination. The record is from RefSeq and is a predicted model, not a curated record.
CGACUAGCCUCCUCCCCUUUCCUCACUCACUUCCGGCUGGCUCAGCGGCGUUAGCGAAGCGUUAUUGGCUCGAAAACAUGGCUACCGCUGGAUCAGCUGGAGAUGAUCUGAAGAAAGAGCUCACCUGCGCCAUUUGUUUGGAGAUUUUCAAAGACCCGGUCAUAUUGAAAUGCGGGCACAAUUUUUGUCGGUUUUGCAUCUGCAUGCACUGGGAUGAAAAUGGCGGAGACUACGGGUACCAGUGUCCUCAGUGCCGAACGGCGUUCAAUAAGAGAACCUUCACUAAAAACUACCUGGUGCAGAACCUGGUGGACAAACUGGACGAUCUGGAGUGUUUAGGGCCAUGCCCUGCACCCCCGAAGCCUGUUAAAGUGGAUGGAAAGUGUCAACAGCAUGGUGAAGAGCUGAAGCUUUACUGCCAAACUGAUAAGAGACCCAUCUGUGUAGUUUGCAGGGAAUCUAGAGCUCACAGACACCAUGAGGUGGCACCGGUGCCAGAAGUCGUGAACGACAUGAAGAUGGAGCUAAAAAUGAGGUUGAUGGAACUCAACUGGGAAAAGUCUCAGUGUGUCCAAAUUAGAACCGCUGACGAGCGGAUGAAAAAUGAAGUGCGGCUGAAGAAGCAGAGGCUGAAGGAGAAGAUCGAAGCCGAUGUCGGUGCCUUGGUUCAGUUCUUGCUAGAUGAGAGGGACUCCCUUCUUGAGAGCUUGGAUGCAGAGGAAGUGGACGCUUUGGCUGUCAUAGAAGACAACCUAAAGAUGGUAGAAACAGAAACUGCAGCUGCAGACAAAUCCAUAGCGGAGAUCCACAGCCACAUUAGUGGCAAAACAAGCUUUGAGAGCCUUGCUGCGACAUUCAAUGAAGCGAUCCACUGCAAGCCUUUCUCCACACUAGAGCCAGUUGAUUGUCCGACCGAUUUCACAGACUUCUCAGGACCCUUCCAGCUUAUCAUGUGGAAGAAGAUGAUGCACGUGUUGCAUACUAUGCCUCAGAAUCUGACUCUAGACCCAGAUACCGCUCACCCAAACCUGCUAAUCUCAGACUUUGACACCAAAGUGGAGGAGGGUCGCCUUCGCAGCCAGGAACCGGACCUGCCAGGCCGCUUCACCCGGUUCUGUGGUGUCCUUGCCACAGCUCAGUAUGCAAGCGGGCAGCAUUACUGGGAGGUGGACGUGAGGGACAAAGGUGUGUGGUACCUGGGAGUCACCACUGAAUGCAGCAACAGGAAGGGCUUUGUCAAUCUCACGCCAUCCUCUGGGUAUUGGAGCCUUUGUCUGCAGGACCGUCUGUAUGCCAAUGUGGAGGAUGGUCGUAUUCCUGUUGCCGACUACUGGAAUUCUCCUCGUGUUGGUGUGUACUUGGACUAUGACAAUGGUUUUCUUAGCUUCUACGAUGCUGUGACCAUGAAGAGACUGUUCAUGUUUGAAACCUACUUUGAAGAGCCCGUCUACCCUUUCUUCAGCCCAGGGAAGAACGAUCCCGGGAGCAGGCUGCAGAUAUGCCACUAUUAUUAACACAAGUGGAAUUAAUUGUUCUAUUAGAACUUGAAGCGUUGGCGGAGUGUGUUUUCUGCAUUUGAGGUGUUACUUGUUGGUCUUAAGUCUAAAGACAGAUGCGUUCACAUGAAAUGAGCAUUAAGUGGGUGUCAUCCAAAAGGAUUUUUCUAGUUAUCUUUUAACUCAAGUCACACACUGUAGGCUUAUACUACUUAUUACUGCAGUGUGUGUGUGUGUGUGUGUGUGUGUGGGUGGGGGGUGGGGGGGGGGGCAGUCAUACUUCACUGUGUCUGCGGUGGUGCAGUUGCCUCAGAUGCUCUUGUUGAUUGGAGCAGAGAUACUUUAUUUCCUGUUGACAGCAUAUUUGCCAACCAGCUUUACAGCCAGGCAGAGGGCCGAUCGGUUUAAAGAACCCAUGACAUCACAUUGAUAGUUGGCGGUUAUGUUGGCCUGCUCAUCCAGGGGUUUCAGAAGCUGUAGUGACAUAGUUUAAAAUUUUUGUUUUUUAUUAUCCAUUCACAUAAUGUGAAUAUAGCCAUUCCUGUUAUAUAUAUGUAUAUAUAUAUUUUUUGUUUUCCCACAAUUUCUUUGUGCACAUUUUUGAGAUGCAGCAUGCUUGAAAUUAGAAAACGAUGGAACAUUUAAUCCUCCUCUUAAUGGAAUGAGACAGUAAAACACAAGGGAUGCUUUCACCCAACUUUUAGACAUUCCUUUGACAUUUGUAAUUAUUCAGCCUGGUGGGUUUUCACCAAAAUGACAAUGAGUGCUGAAUGAAAACAUUAGUGUCACCUUACUUGCUUUUUAAGCUAAAUGAAUAGCAGCUUGUCCUGUUGUCUUUUUUAUUCUGCUUUCUAAGUUUAUUUUAUAUUUGAAUCAAUUUAAUAUGAUUUUGUGUGUUACAAACAUGUACUUUUAUGUACAAUCUUACAGUUUCUUUUACCCAUAUAAAUGAUUACUUGCAAGCUUUUAUUUUGCCAUUUAUUGCUUGUGUAUCUAAAAGUGUGUUUACUCGCACACUAGAUUUGUUUUGUUUUUAUUUUUUUGUGUUUAUGGGGGGUCAUCAAAAUAGUUUGUUUUUUAUGCUUUAAGUUGUUUAUAGAAUGGUGUCAUGGGCAACUUUCAAGCUGCUUGUGUGUUAUUUUUCAGACUUUAUUGUCUUAACGUGGCGAAACUGCUUUGUGAGGAUUUUCUCAUUUCCUCUAAGAAUGUGUACAUUUUUGAUCAUAUUAACCCAAUUUGAAUAAAUCUUUCCAUUAAUGUG